AUGGCCACUGCCACCAUCCAUUACGUCUCUUCUUUUGAUGAAGUUAGUCGGUUUUUUUUUCCAAAUUAAAAAUUGAAAGUUAUACUUCAUUCGAGGCAACCUGAAAACUCUCCGUUCUUUGUUUUCUCUCGAAAAACUUUCCUCUUCAAGUCAUUUUUCCGAAUUUCUUUUUUCGGUAGUGAGAAAAAGAGCGCAGAAUAGCCCGAAUUUUCCAAGUUGUGGCGAAUGAGGUGUAUCUAGAAAUGCAUCGUUCAAAGUUAAUUUAGCAGAUUGGUGAUAGUAUUGAGUAAUUUUAUUACACAUUAGUCGAAGAAAAAAAGAAAUAUUUUUUUAAAUUAAACCGAAAAAUUGAUAUUUCUUCAAUUUAAAUGCGCCAAAAAGUUCUGGUAAUUUUCUGACAAUUGAAAAAAUAUGGCUACUUUAGUUUUUAUUGAAAAGGGCUGCUAAACUUCUUGUUAUUCGAAAAAAUGAUCGAGGAUUGCUGAAUUAUAGAAUAUGAACACAAGAAACUUCAAACGUCCGUAAAAAUCGUGAAUGAUAGUUGGACAAAGCUGUAGUCUGAUUAGAACUUUAGCUAGAGCUACAGAAAAUUAAAAAGCUUCUACUACGCAAUGGGAUCAUUGACAAGUAGGAUCUUUGACAAGCUCAGGUAACGGCGGCCGAAACUUUGGACCGGGCGAUUCGAGCCAAAGACAAGCUGCAGGUCGUCGAAGUUCUGCUGCGAGCCAACAACACUCAGCGACAGAUGGUUUCCCUUUUUCAAGUUUCAAUUAGUCAAAUCCCAGAUCCGUACUCCCUACAAAACGCGCUACGGCAGAGACAUGGCUGAAGCGCUCAAAAAACAAUUUUCCGGCGACUUUGAACACUUUAUCGGUUUUCGGUGCAGAGUUUCAUAUAAUUCACUCUGUUCAGUUUCUUUGAUGCACACGCCCACUAAAUACGAUGUCCUAGAGCUCCAUUCAGCCGUGAAGGUUGGUUGCUCCGUUAUCUUUUUUUCUCUCUUCAUACAUGUUUCUUUCAGGGGUUAGGAACCAAUGAGAACACUCUCAUUGAGAUCUUGACAACGCGUACAAAUGAGGAAAUUGAAGCCAUAAAGUGAGGCGAAUUUUUACCUCUCAAAAAACGCCCCUGAAAAUAUUCUACAAAAAUUUAGCCUCUCCAUCCCCUCGGCAAACUUGGUGACAGAAACAGAAACUUUUCCCUCACAAAAGAAAACCGGCUCACAAAUUUGUACUUUUCCUGAGAUCUCGAAAGCAUGUGCUGUAAUUAAUUUUUAACUUUUAUUUGCUUUAUUUUGAUCUUCUACUUUUUUGUUUUAACCCUAUCGUAUGGAGACUGUCUCACAAUUCUACGCCUUUAUUUCAUCAUUAAAGAGGACAGUGAAAAAGGGAAAUUUCACGUAAAAUGUAUCAGAAAAACCAGGUUGUGGAUUGGUGUAUAUAUUCUAUAUUAUAUAGAAACAGGUUUCACUUUUUCCUUUUCGAGAGUUGAAAACCGCUCGAGCGUUGGGAAGAACAUCGUUACAAAGUGAUUUGACAGUCGAUGAGAUACGUUCUUACUCAGCUAAUCAGUUGAGAAUACUUCCAGUCUGAAUUUUCUGAACUCUGUAUUGGUCUAAAUGGGUGUUAUUUGAGAAAUACCUACUGGACGACGUACGAGAAGAAGCUCGAAGACGUCAUCGUCGGCGACACUUCCGGAGAUUUCAAGAAACUUCUGGUGGUGCUUCUGCAGGCACGACGUGACGAAUCUCACAACGUCAACCACGGCUUCGUCGCUAGCGACGCCACCAACAUGCUCAAGUCCCUCGACAAGAAGUCUGAAGUCGACAAAUUCGAUGCGGUUUCUUCAUUUUUGCUGUUUCUCCAUCCAUUUUCAACUAAAUUCAGUUGCUCAGAUUUGAAAACCAUAGGCAUUCAAUAAAUUAGGAUCGACGAAAAAUCAGAUUUUUUUCAUAAGAGGAAUUUCAGUAAAAGUAUCAACUCGACUGAACAUUAAAAAAUACACGGAUUCCUCGAUUCCUCGACUUAACGUUCAUGUUGAUUUCAGUUCAAAAUUUUGGCGACUGCGAGCCCAACACACGUGGCAGAGGUUCUGAACCAAUUGGAAAGAGGCAGCGGAAAAGAAGCGACGAAACUAGUGGAGAAGGAGUUCAGCGGCGACAUGAAGAAUCUUCUUUUGGUGAGCUUGGAACGGAGACGUUGCCCUAGGAAGUUUCUCAGGCCCUGAUCGAAGUGGCCCGAAACAAGGCCCGUUUCCUCGCGACGCAGUUGCACGGCGCCACCAAGGGGUUCGGCACCAGGGACAAGGAUCUCAUUCGCGUCAUCGUCGGCCGCUCUGAAGUGGACCUCCUCCAAAUUCAGCACGAGUUCCAGACUCUCUACGGAAAGAGUCUUGCCGACGUGCGUUGCUUUUUUAAAUAAUUGGUUCUGUCUUACAGUUUGCGGGUUCAACGUCUGGAUUGUAAUAAAAAACAUUUUUUCUGAGAAAAAAAGAACUCUAAAAUAGUUUCUCGACGAAACAGACGAAGAAAAAAUCUUUGACUAUAUUUUAAACAUAUUUUGAGAGUUUUAACAGUUGAGAAUUUUCGAAAAAUGAAUCAGGACGACAUUCUUUUUUAUGUGCCGACUCAAAAUCCUUGAAGCGUUAACCUGAGCAAUUACCUAGCUUUCAAGGAAAGAACGUUGCAAACCGAAAAAUAAUCAGAAUCCUAAGAAAAAGCUCAGAUUCCAAAUCCAUACGUUCUCCAAAACAGGAAAGCUGUCAAGUUGGAGACCUUUGGAACAACUGUGUAGUAUCUAUAGUAAAUUAGAAAGUAUAUAGUCGGGAACACGGCAUGCGCGAGAGGGCCACAGUGCCUGCAUACGACACACUAUACUUUACGGGAAAAAAAAAUGUGAUUCGCAACCGCGAGGUAAAAUGGCUCAUAUGAAUGAUCAUUGCUAGAUUUUCGUCCUAAUGUACUUAAUGCGUACUUUUUGUUUCAUUUGUUUCGUUUUUUACAAAAACUCUGUUGCAGGUGGUGAAGAAUGAAUGCAAAGGUGAGUAUCGAGAUGGACUUCUGGCCGUGCUCCGAGGUAACGCCGAUCGCCGUUGA
Molecule: messenger RNA, 3094 nt
Organism: Caenorhabditis auriculariae
Lineage: Eukaryota; Metazoa; Nematoda; Chromadorea; Rhabditida; Rhabditidae
Source: the annotation of a GenBank genome assembly